Messenger RNA from Halteromyces radiatus, 1111 nucleotides. Its product is annotated as eukaryotic translation initiation factor 3 subunit G-domain-containing protein. Lineage: Eukaryota; Fungi; Mucoromycota; Mucoromycetes; Mucorales; Cunninghamellaceae. The coding region runs from base 33 to 914 and encodes 293 amino acids. The transcript is spliced from 5 exons. Gene Ontology annotation, molecular function: translation initiation factor activity; RNA binding. The record is from RefSeq and is a predicted model, not a curated record. Gene Ontology annotation, cellular component: eukaryotic translation initiation factor 3 complex; cytoplasm.
UUUUGUUUGAACAUCAUACUGUAUAUACUAUCAUGAACACAAUGCAAAGCAAAUCAUCUUGGGCUGACGAUAUUGAAGAUGAAGAUCCCUAUCAAUCGAAGGUAUUCACUGACGAAAAUGGUAUCAAACAUAUUGUUGAAUACAAGGAAAACGAUGCUGGAAAGAAAGUCAAGAUUACUCGUAAAAUCCGAUCCACUCUUAAGACUGAACAUGUCAACAAAGCUGUAGCUCAACGAAAGAAAUGGGCUAAAUUUGGUGAAGAAGAAGGCAAUAAACCUGGACCUGACUUAUCAACCACUACCAUUGGUGAAAAUAUUCCUUUGAAAUUAGGAUCCAAAGCUGGCAAGAGUGUUGAAACAGCUGCUGCGGAAGAAGCUCAAGAUAAAGUACGUAGUCAACUCAAAUCCAAGAACAUUAUGUGUCGUAUUUGUAAAGGUGAACAUUUCACAUCAAAAUGUCCUUACAAGGAUACAUUACAACCAUUGGACGAAAUCGCAUCAUCAUUGGAAGCUGUCAAAAUGGAAACAUCCGAUUUAUCUGGUACCAACUCACCCGAACCCGUGUCAGCUGGUGGACCAAGCAAAUAUACUCCUCCUCAUCUUCGCAAUAAGGCUGCUGCUGCCGCUGGUGGUCAAGGAGGUGAAUCUAUGCGUGAUCGUCGUGAUGACAAUUGUACUUUACGUGUUACCAACUUGUCUGAAGAUGUGGUUGACAAUGAUAUCCAUGAUCUGUUCCGCCGCUUUGGCAAUAUUACUCGUGUCUUCUUGGCUCGUGAUCGUGAAACUCGGAUGUGUAAAGGUUUCGCCUUUGUCUCAUUUGCUGAUCGGGAGGAUGCUGAACGUGCUCAACAAGCUAUCAAUGGUUAUGGUUAUGACAAUCUCAUUCUUAGAGUCGAAUUUGCUCGUAGUCAAUAGAUAAGUUAAUUGUUAUUUUAUUUUAUUUUUUAGUAUAUUUAGUCAUCGCCUUGUAGUAGUUGUGUAGUUUUUUUUUUUUUCUUCCCUUUCUCUCUCUUUUUAUAUAUUCAUUGUUGAUAUCGAUCUUUUUUUUAUAGUAGUUCAUCAAAAUUCAUCAUUCCAAAAAUAAAAACACAAUCAUUCCUAUUCUUUUUUUU